Messenger RNA from Periconia digitata, 1914 nucleotides. Lineage: Eukaryota; Fungi; Ascomycota; Dothideomycetes; Pleosporales; Periconiaceae. The record is from the annotation of a GenBank genome assembly.
CGCGUAACCUGGCCCGUGCGAGACUUUACCAAUGCAUCAAUGUACACCACCACCACCACCACCACCACCACCACUAUCGAUUCAGCUGCCGCAUCCAUGCUAAUCAAUACUUCCAAUUCAUUGUUCUUCACAGCCUGAACGCGGUCCGAUCCCCAAAAUCAACUGUCGCUCCCUCCCUCCAUCUCUCUCGAGACAAUGACGCCUGAUUCGAGGUGGCUGGGAUGGUUCCCCAGCCUCCUCCGCCUUGUCACCUUGACAACCAACCUCGCUGCUUGUCUGCCAACCGCACAAGACACCCAAGUGCAUCAGCAGUGGGCGCGCCACAUGGCUCCGAAGCUUUGAGUCCUUGGUACACGUAGGCUUCUGCUAAUGAGAUGGCUGGUUGCUCUUCUUUUAACAGCUGUUCGGCCGUAUUUCUUUCAAACUUUGCCCUGCCUGCUCUCAACACAUUAGCAACCUCUUCCUCUCCCAUAUUCCUCCUGCUGCCCUGACCAUCACCAUCACUCGUCAUCCUUCUACUCGCUACCGCUUUUCACGAGCAGAUAUAAUCCUCCACCCCGGCCUCGUCGCCGUUUCAACCUUGAAGUCCGCCCCGCCCACCUUUACUUACCCACCCCCUUCACAUCCGCUCUCGAUAUGCGCUCCACAUUACAAGCCGUUGCAGCUUUCGCUUCGGCCGCAUUCCUGCUGGCCCCGGCAGUCGCUCAAACGUACACCAACUGUGAUCCCACCAAACGAUCCGACUGUCCCCCCAACUCGGCCUUGGGCAAGACCGUCAACAUCGAUUUCUCCUCCUCUUCAGACAGCUUCACACCCCAGGGAAAUCCCACCUACGGCAAAGAUGGCUGUUCCCUCACCGUUUCCAAGUCCGGCGACUCUCCACAGCUUACCUCCAAAUGGUACAUCAUGUUCGGCCAGGUCGAUGUUGAGAUCGAAGCCGCCCCUGGUGCAGGAAUCGUGAGCAGUUUUGUUUUGCAGUCGGACACUCUCGACGAGAUCGACUGGGAGUGGCUCGGUGCCGAUAACGGCGAAGUCCAGUCCAACUACUUUGGAAAGGGCCAAACGACUUCGUACAACCGUGGCGCAUUCCACAAGAACCCGAACAACCAAGACAGCUUCCAGAAAUACACCAUCAUCUGGACUUCUGAGCAGACUGUCUGGCAGAUCAACGGCGUCACCGUCCGCGUCUUGAAACCUGCUGAUGCCAACAACCAGUACCCGCAAUCUCCCAUGCAAGUCAAAAUCGGUGCUUGGAGUGGUGGUGAUUCCGCCAACCCUCAGGGCACUAUCGAGUGGGCUCGCGGGCCUACCGAUUACACAAAGGGACCUUUCACUAUGAAGGUCAAGUCCCUAAAGGUCCAGGACUACUCCACCGGCACACAGUACACCUACGGUGACCAGUCCGGCACCUGGGGUUCUAUUAAGUCCAACGGCGGCAAAAUCAAUGGCGGAGGUACGCCGGUACAGGGGGAUACGCCCGCCAUCACCUCGUCCGCCAACGGCCAGCCCGUUCCCUUCAAGCCGUCUACUGACAAUGCGGACAAGCCGAGCGUGUAUCCCUGGAUCCCCAACCCUUCUGCCACAACCGCCGCUGCGCAGCCCACCCUCGAAAACUACCCUGGCCUUCCCAGCGGAUGGACCGUCUCCGACUCGGGCAAAGUUGUUCCGCCCAGCCUGGCGCCUUCGACAUCCCCAGCCGUUUCGUCUACCUUGUCUUCGCAAGCUUCGCCUUGGGUUUCGCCUUCGGUCUCUAGUGUUCAGGGCAUCAACGCAGUCGUGACGAGCUCCCCUAGCUCCCCUCCCCCUGCUCCUUCCGCGCUCUCUGCCGCUUCAUCGAUCGCGUUCCGUUUCUCAGCCCCGUGCGGCACCAGCCUUGUUUUACUAGCGGCAUUCGUUGGCGGCGUCCUCCUAUAA